AUGCGCCACGUGCUACUAUGGACAGCUCUCCUGAUGGGUCUCAAAGCGUUGGCAGCAGCAAACUCUAUCAGCGUCUCUCCAGGUCAAAUGCACGCUCCAUCGCUGCGGUUGUUAAGGAGCGACACGCAACCAGGCGAUGAAGCAAGGCUAGCUAUAAACUUUUCUGGCGCUAACAAGCUUCUGGACCCAGUCAAAAGGACAGGGAACAAGAUCACAGGAGCAAUUAAGGCUGAGACUUUGCGUUUCAAAGGAAUUCCGGCGGAUGACGUCUUCGUGCUGCUGAAACUUGACCAGGCCGGUGAUAAGAUCCUGGAGAACAAACAAUUCGGCACAUGGGUCUCCUAUAUGACCAAGACCAACAAAAAGUACCCCGAAGUGGCUAUGGUUGCUAAGUUGACAACUGUCUACGGUGACGAAGUGUUGGCAAAGAUACUCCAAGCAGGUGUAAAAGUUAAAAGCACAAACUCAAUCGCGAGAAAGCUGCAGUUUAUCCAGAUGACAGGCUGGAUGCAGCAGACAAACUCUAUAGACGACAUAUUCAGACUGCUGAAACUCGACGAAGGGAUGGAGAAGCUUCUUACGAGCCCGAAUUUAAACAUCCUGGAAAGAUACAUAGAGGUAUACAACAAGUUCAAUGGAGUGAAGCGGACAAGUCUUAUUAAGGAAAUGAUGAGAUUCUACGAACAAAAAGCCGUAUCAACGGCGCUCGAGGCGGCAAAGAAGAAUCCAAGUACGAAUGCACUGGCAACUGAACUGCAAGCUGCGCAGUUCAGACAGUGGUUCGCAGAUGGAGUUAAACCGCCCAAGAUUUGGAAAAUGCUGGAGAUGAAGAAAUCAACUUGGACGUUGAACCCAGAUGCUCAAGUUUGGCGAGAUUAUAAUGCAUACUACUGGUUACAAAAGAAGACCGCUGAGGCCGCGAAAUCUUGAUCUACGGAGAUUCGGAGAUUAACUUCGUUUUCGCUACUAUAUGUACAAAAGCUAGUAGAAUGCUAA
Phytophthora nicotianae INRA-310 is the source of this 996-nucleotide messenger RNA. RefSeq lists its product as hypothetical. Bases 1 to 930 code for a protein of 309 amino acids. The transcript has a single exon. The record is from RefSeq and is a predicted model, not a curated record. NCBI's taxonomy places the organism in Eukaryota, Oomycota, Peronosporomycetes, Peronosporales, Peronosporaceae.